AUGUCGCCUCAUUCAGAGAACCCGACACCGCGACCGCCAAGUCGCUGGGGCGUCCCGCCACCAGGCCUACAUGCGCGACCAAUUCAAACGUCUCUGACUCAUAAGCCACGUGAUACAGAGCCAUCAGCGCGUUCAAGCACUUUUUUACCUGAUAUGGACGAGAUCCAAAAGUUGCAUGCACAACGUAUGGAGCAUGUGCGUUCUUAUUACCUGGCAUCGAAUAAAGGUUCUAAGGAGAGAGGUGGUGCAUCUAUUUCGCCUCAUUUUGCCCUCCAAAGUGCCUUUAUGGAAUUGAGUGAUGCGAAUGUUGAGAUGGAAGCUAUGCGCCUACGUACCACAUAUAUUGAUGAUAUCCUGGCACGUACGCAGGAAGACGCUUUUGCCUAUACCAGUGUUGCGGCUGCUGCGCCUACAUUGUCGUCAUCGUAG
This is a messenger RNA of Malassezia restricta, 429 nucleotides long. RefSeq lists its product as uncharacterized. The transcript is spliced from 2 exons. NCBI's taxonomy places the organism in Eukaryota, Fungi, Basidiomycota, Malasseziomycetes, Malasseziales, Malasseziaceae. Bases 1 to 429 code for a protein of 142 amino acids. The record is from RefSeq and is a predicted model, not a curated record.